GAUUAACAACUGACUGUUCUGUCAUUUCGUUUCGUUUUGUUAAAAACUAAUUGAAAUAAUGAAGUAAAUAUUUUACAUAAAAGUGUAUUUUACAUACGUAAAAAUAUUUUACAUUUGGAUUUAUAUGACUUCAUUGACGGAAUGAGUUAUUGAAUGAUCGUUUCAAUCGGGGCAGCAGUAACACAAAAUGCAAAAGGAAAUUGUUAGUGACACUUAUCGCUGCAGCAGUAACGUUGCAACAGUAAUGCUGUUGUAGUUGCCAUUCUUAUAAAUUGUUUUCAUUGACUGAAAGCUGAACGCUGCUCAGUUAUAUGUGGUCGAUGCAGCAAGCGGUAUAGGUACAUAUAUGUAUCAGGAUUUUAUUUCUACACGUAAAUGUUUGGCAUGAAAGAUUUUCAUGAAGCAUAAAAAUAUAUGAAAAUAAAAGCUUCUUUCUCGGCUCCACCCGUUUCGCAGUCAGGACUGACUUGUGUGGACGACGAAAGUAUUAAAAACCUGCUGAAUACCACACACCAUCUAGUAAGCCCUCAUCGACGUAACAAAUAAACAAAAAUAUUGAAUUAAACGUCUAAACUUUAGUACAAUCUAUCACUGCCGCUGUGUCAGGCAGAGAGAUGGUUUUAUUUUCACUUAUAAGUAGGGAACCCUAAAAAACAGUGUGCUUGUAUUAGUAGACAAUGCGAUUACAACAAUUGCGAUCAAUAAUUUGAAAACAUUGAUAAAAUCGACAUGCAAAUAAAAUGCGAGAUACAAGAAUAGUAUGUAACGUUAUAAAUAAAUAUCACGAGGCUUUAUUCGCAGUUUCACUGUACCUAGCUAAUGAAAAUGUUUUUACAUCUCGCCACAAAAGCCAUUAUUUCCUGUUGUAUUCUGAUAUUUGGUAUAUCAGGACAGAGGAUGCUGGUAUGAUACUAGUCAACAAAAUAUGAAUCUAUUAUAAGAAUAUGGUCAUUAGUCGUCACUAUUCACUUAUUUUUUAUUGUCUGUAAUAAAUAAAUUACAAUUGGUGCCGCGACCAGGAUUCAUUUGGUUUCACAUUGCAAAACAUAAAUUUUAUACAAAUUUUUGAUAAUAUUUUAACUUUUAGGAUAUUGUCAACAGCUUGCACAUCUGUAUUUCUGCAUAUUUAAAUAUAGGUACCUAUUGUUAUCCAUGCUUUGGCGCCUUUUCGAAAGAGUAACGCUUUUGCACCUAAUGGUGAUUACAAUAACCGUACUUUGUUAACUAAAUUUUUAGUUGAUGCAGUUUAAACUUAUUUCUACACUAGAUAGAUAUUAAGUUGGUUCCAGGGCACAGGCAAGUGGUCGGUGCUGAGCGUGCAGGUGUGCGAGAAGGACGCGGAGUAUCCUUGGAUGUUGCACGUGCGUCGACACAAGCUCAACCGCACGCACGACGCGUACGAUGUUGACGGCCGGGCGUUGGAAGAUUUCGAUGAUUCGGUCGGCAUUCGCAUAGAUGCAUGUAUGAUGAUGGACGGCGGUUGUAAACCUUUCAUGACCGUGGCGUACCACUGCGCGCGCAAGUUCAUCAACGUAGCCGCCAGAGAGAACAUGAGGCGAGCGCUCGUACUUGCUGGGGUUGACCCGCCUGAAUUCCCCAUCCCAAAAGGAGAAUACGAAGUGAGGAACUUCGUUUUAGACAUGGAGAACCUGUCUAAGCAGGGCGUCUACGGUGACUUUGUUUCGGAUGCAUUUUUAACGAAAGAUGGACAGGAUGUGGCGUGCUUGAAGCUCUUGCUUCGGUUUGAGCAAUUGGAUGACUGGCCACCGCUGACAUGGUUAAAGAGUGGCUACCCUUAAAUUGGAAUUAUCAAACCAAACAUCAUUUACUUUAAGACAACUAAGAGUCUAAGACACAUACACGCAUACCUUAUUGAUAAUAUAGAUUUACAUAAGUACAUACAAUGAUAAUGUAAUGUAAGCAUGUACUUUAAUAAUUUAAUUGAAUAAUUGGCAUUGUACCUAUCCUGAUAUUUUAUUUAAACUGAUUAUUUAAUUAAUUUGAAUGUUAUAUAAAAAGUAUUCAGUGAAUACCUAUUGCCUAAUAACUUGACAUAUAAUAUUUAAAAUGUUAUAAAUAAAUGAUUAUGACUUAAUAUAAAGCUCAUGUUGGCGACACAUUAACCACCUGCUGCAUCACCUGUUCCAGCAUAAGAUUCGGUAAAUUCUCCCAGAGCCACCGAAACACCACACUCGUCUACGACCUGAAA
Cydia fagiglandana is the source of this 2209-nucleotide messenger RNA. RefSeq lists its product as uncharacterized. The coding region runs from base 1353 to 1799 and encodes 148 amino acids. The record is from RefSeq and is a predicted model, not a curated record. Lineage: Eukaryota; Metazoa; Arthropoda; Insecta; Lepidoptera; Tortricidae. The transcript is spliced from 3 exons.